UAGUCUGCUCACCGCAACAGCAGACUGUUAUCGUCACCGAGAGACGUGUCAACUGGAAACGGCAAUAGGCCUACAGAUAGUCCUAGUUUCAAUUGUAUAAAUAGUGAUUUUAUAUUUCUUUACAUUCCUGCUCAAUGGAGAACUCCACAGAUGAAAUUCCAAUAUACAACCCAGAUCUUCUGAAACAGCUUGAUUAUGCAGCAUUGACAAAUUUAAAGUAUUCAACGCCGAGAUCACCGCAGAAUCCAGGAAAUUCAUUGAUUAUGAGACCGUUAUGUGCAGCCGACUAUCAUAAAGGAUUCAUUGAACUUUUAAGACAGUUGACAUCUGUAGGUGAUGUGACUCCGGAACAAUUUAUGGACCAUUUUCAGCAGAUGAAGUCAUGCAAUGGUACUUACUAUAUAACUGUAAUAGAGGAUAUAUCAAUUAGUAAAAUAGUCGCAGCUGCAACAUUGGUAGUAGAAAGAAAAUACAUACAUGCUUGUGCUACACGAGGAAUGAUUGAAGAGGUCGUAGUUGAUUCAGGGUACAGAGGUCAACAACUGGGCAAACUAUUGAUGGACACAUUGACAUUGCUUAGUAAACACACGCUGGGCUGCUAUAAAACAACACUUCAAUGUACUGAAGAAAAUAUACCUUUCUAUGAAAAGUUUGGCUUCAAGAAAGAUCCACAAGUUUACAUGCAACAUAGGCAUAAACCUUAAUACAUAUUUAAUAGGUUUAUUUAAUUUUGUUUUUUUCCUUAAAUUUAGUUAUUUAUCAUCAUAUAAAAUUUAACGCUUUCAAUCGAGUGGAUGUGAGCUUGUGGGGGGGGGGGAGAGAGAGAGGCUACCUACCACUUUUACUACUUAACUUAUGAAGCUUUAUACUGUACAAUACUAUGUGGACAGAGAUUAAUAGGAAAUCCAGGCCUGUUAGUUGAAUUAUUCUCUCCUCCAAGCAACUAGAAGUAGUUGACAUAAUUCUCCUUUGUACCGAAGAAUUUAAGGGAUGGUGUCAUAAUUAAUGUUGAAAUAUUGAAUCCCGACACGAUGGUGUGCAUUUCGAUACUUGGACUAUGCAUUAUACUAUCUUUUAAGGUGAAACAUUGCAUAAUUUUGGUUUACUUUCUGGAUUAAAGAAAAUAUGUAUUUUUGUUCCUUGCCAUCCCCAAUCUGCCUAAUUGCUUUAGAUUUCAAAAAUAUUUUAAGGUAUCAGUUUCAUUGGGGAUCAAAUAUAUACAAAUCCCCUCAGACUAUCACACAGGUCAAGGGUCAGAAUAUUUGUAUUUUUUCCUGAAUAUUAUAUAAUGGUGGGCCUGCUGACAAGUACAUGUUGUGUAAUUAUAAAUAUCUGCAUUUUAAUUCAUGAUAAUAGAUACAAAUAAUGAUAUGAAUAAUUAAUUUUAAAUUUUACCUCUAUUUUUUGUUUAAGAGUGUUCAAAUUUAACUUCACAGCAAUAAGGGACUACGGUAUUUUGUAGUAACAUAUUUAUUCUGUAUCUGAUGUACUGUAUAUUUAUAAAUAUCUGUCAAAGCCUUUAAAUAUUUUGAUAAUUGUUUGUAGGUAUAUUAUGAAACUUCAAAUUGAAGAUAUUUAUAUCAUUUAUUCUUUAGACACUUUAUAACAUUUUAAUGCUUAACUGGCCUAUGUUAGGUCAAGCUACUUUGAUUUUAAAAUUGACUCAAUAAAAUGUAUUUUAGUGGUAAAGUUUA
Molecule: messenger RNA, 1694 nt
Organism: Anneissia japonica
Lineage: Eukaryota; Metazoa; Echinodermata; Crinoidea; Comatulida; Comatulidae
Product: glucosamine 6-phosphate N-acetyltransferase-like
Exons: 6
Coding region: 135-704 (189 amino acids)
Biological process (GO): UDP-N-acetylglucosamine biosynthetic process
Cellular component (GO): endoplasmic reticulum-Golgi intermediate compartment; Golgi apparatus; endoplasmic reticulum
Molecular function (GO): monosaccharide binding; glucosamine 6-phosphate N-acetyltransferase activity
Source: RefSeq, a predicted model, not a curated record